AUGGCGUCUCAAUACGGAUCCAAUGAUGGCGCCGAAGCUUCGAGGAAUCGAUCAACUAUCUCGAGGAGCAGCGAGACUCCAACCCAGCAGGACGACGCCGAAAUGAAGAAGGCCAGAAAGAGGGAACAGGACCGACUUUGCCAACGACGGAAGAGAGAAAAGGACCGCGAAAACCUGCGACGACUCGAAGCUCGAUUGAAUGGAUUGCAGAACCCUGAUGAACCCAAAGUUGUCCUUGACCUGAUUCUACGCCACGAACAAGACCAGGAGAGAUUAAACCGUCAAGCGGAACGACUGCGUCAGAUUGAAUCUCUGAUCCGCACUUCUCUGAGCGACAUUGGAAACGAAAUCACAUCUUCAUCGACGCCGAAUGAUAGCGUUGUGGAUGCAAAGCCCGAUGUCAAAGAGACUACCAGCUUGCCGACGGCAGGAAUUCCUACGACCGAGGUGCCAAUGUACACGUCUGUGCAAGGCGCACCUAUGCCGACAGCUACAGCAACUUCAAUGGUCAUGCCCGUUAACAACCCUGCCUUGUUGGCAUCUCAAUACCCCAUGACAAUUCCUCUCAACAUGCCUUCUCAAUCACAACCAAUCAUGCCACCAUCGUCGCCCCCAAACCAACAAAUCAGCACAAUCACAGAUGCCAUGUCUGCGGUUCCAGGCGUAGCAGCAGCUUAUACAGAUGAAGCAUUCGACCAACACAUCAUCGUUAUGGUUCUGAUACACGGCUGGGACGCUGUCGCCGCAUACAUGCAGCUCGAUCCGCUGUGGUCUCUCUUACGCCAGAUCGAUGGAGGUGCCUGCUCGCAAUGGAGAAAAGUGGAUCGCAUGGUGGGUAUGCUCUCCUUCCGUCGUAUGAUGAAGGGCAUGGCCAUGGGUCCCCAAGCAAUGGUUACCAUAGAACCAAAGUUCAUGCGACCACGCCCUUCUCAGCUACACGUCCCUCACAUACCGAACGGCGACUACUUCCCCUGCACACGCUUCAUGUGGAACUCGGAUUUCGCGACCGCCUUCGUCCAGAAUGACAAGCAGCUUUUCCAAUUCUCAGACGAGUUGAUCAAGCGCUUCUACAAUCUGAGUUGUUGGCGCAUCGAUGCAGCCUUCAUCGCCGCAUACCCAGAGUUUGCUGGCGACAUACCUACCUACAAUUCUGUGCCCAAGAAGAUCGACGAUAAGCCGUAUGAAGGAGAAUACUUCUUUGGCAGCGACCUUGACGAUGGUGUCACACACAAUGGUCCUGGUGCCGCCACUACAGCUGGAGGACAGUGGAUCUACGACCAAGGAAGAUGGUACGUUUCAGGAGCUGUGAGAUGA
Messenger RNA from Aureobasidium vineae, 1314 nucleotides. Lineage: Eukaryota; Fungi; Ascomycota; Dothideomycetes; Dothideales; Saccotheciaceae. The record is from the annotation of a GenBank genome assembly.